AUGGCGGUCGCUGCUCAAUGUGCGGCCGCUGCGUCGACGAGUCGUGCUCGCUCGCUGUGUGCCCCGUUGCUAGCGCAGGAACACGGCCACCAGCAGGGAGUAUUCGAGAUAUUCGCGCUGUUUGGGGCUGUUUGGGCGACGCAGUUGACUGGCGACGGGCGCCUGUGCGGGUCGCUGCUGUCGUUGGCGGUCGCUUUAUCUCGUCGUCUGCGCCAGUCCCGAGCGACGGUCGCUCUCCCUCCCUCCCUCCUUCUCUCUCUUUCUCUCUCCUUUUUCUCUUCUCCAAAAGGGUUGCCGCCAUUCCGCGAGCCCUCUCCGUCUGUCGCUCCCGCAGAGUCCAUGGCCGUUCUUGCCCAACAGGACUGGCAUCUACCUAGAGAUCAUACCAUGGACGCGCUGCCUUCUCCCUCUGCUGCCAUCAACCCGUCCGUCCCUCGCCAGCGCUCAUCUCCCGCAAACGACCAGUCCCAGGCACCCUCCCCCAUCUCCCAACAGCAGCCCUAUCCAUACCCGGUUCAGCAGCAGCAGGCAGGAUGGACGUCCCCCCAGCAGUACUACCCCGCUUUCUACGCAAAUCAGCAGCCGUAUCCUCUCCACGGUCACUCUGCUCAUCCUUCUCCCCAGCAAAUACAUCCCCAGAACCCGUAUUACGACCCUGCCAACGCCCAAUUUGCACAAUGGGCUUAUCAGCAGAUGAUGUUCAACGCUCAACAGGCCCAUCAAAUGUCCCAUACCCCCCCACAUAUGGCCAGUUCACGCAGUCGGUCCAGUACAGCCAGCUCUGGUGAUUACUUCGCGCUUAAUCAGGUUCCCGGCUUCAAUCCCUUCCCUAGCGGCACUCCCCCGCCUCAUCCAUCGCAGCUUCCCAACGGCUACUCGCCCACUGACCAUCAUCCUUCUUCACCGUACCAGGGCUUCCAUCCCUAUCGCCGUCCACAACGGCAUGGCUCAGGCAGUCAGGAUCCUUCCCAGAAUUCUAACCCAGAAUGGCGCUCCAGCACUCAAAUGAACUCCUUCCAGCCCCCAUACGCGCGUUCCGACGCCGCCGGCUCAUCCUCCUCCGUUAACUCGGGAUCAAGCAACUCGGGAAGCAACAGACCGCGUGCAAACAGCACGCAAGGGCCGACUGCUGCGGCCAGCAGCAGUGCUGCACCAUCCAGUCAUAUCUAUACCAAGUCUACCGGAAGCGGCAGCGGGCAUGGGCAUGGGCAUGGGCACGGUCGCGGCGGAAGUAUCACAUCUAUUAACUCACAGAAAUCCACUUCCUCCGCACAGCGGCCUGCCAAUCGAUCGACGCCUUCAUCGUCUGGGACCUCCCCAACACCGCGAGCUGCAUCGACUUCCACCGCCCCAUCCCCAACUAGCACGCAUGGCCCGCCAAAUCUCCGCAAGCCUUCCCCGUUGUCGCAGGGCAACUUUACUGCUACAGAAAAGCGCAUGUCUCGCGAUGAUAGCGAUCUGGCUGCUAUGCUCGAGCCUAAUCCCAAUUCGCCCGGCGUGCGCAGCGGAGGCUUGAAGGGCCGUUUGCGUCGUGCGCUCUCUCUCGGCGCCAACGCAACCCUGAAUGAGGAGGAAGAGGAUAGCGACGCGGUCCCGAAGAGUAGCUCGCGCUCCCCAGCCGCUUCAAACGUCUCGCAGGCCGUCCUCAAUGAUGAUGCAGAGUCUACCGCGACGGUGCAGAAGAAAAAAUCGCGCUCGCUUUUCAAUUCCCGUUUGAACCGCUCUACGGACAACAUUUCCCUAUCUUCUACAAUGUCCUCCGCCUCGAUGGUCAUUCGUAAGCUCGGCUCCAUCGGCAAGUUGACACGGCGGAAUUCUCUCGCAGGAAUUACCUCGCUAUUUAAGGACAAGAAGGAUAAGGAGGAUGAGGAGAACAGCGGCAAAAAGGGCAAGAAAAAGAAGGGCGAAAAGGGUCCCGUCGCGGAGGCCAGCGUUUCCCACGCUGGCACGGCAGCAUACACUCAAGAGUAA
Molecule: messenger RNA, 1971 nt
Organism: Fibroporia radiculosa
Lineage: Eukaryota; Fungi; Basidiomycota; Agaricomycetes; Polyporales; Fibroporiaceae
Exons: 4
Coding region: 1-1971 (656 amino acids)
Source: RefSeq, a predicted model, not a curated record